AUGUUUUUUAAUCUUGUUUCAUUUGCUAUAACCACGUUCAUUGCCUAUUCGGCUUUGAAAAAGUUCCAGCAAAAGAAACAACAACAGCAACCAAAUUUAAAAGACUUUAAAAAGUUAUCAACUUUAGGCACUGGAGCGUACGGUCGUGUUCGCUUAUGUUCAUAUAAUAACAAUUAUUACGCGAUGAAAGUGCUUAAAAAAUCAAAAAUUGUCAAAUAUGGUCAAGUUGAGCAUACAAUUACUGAAAAAAAUUUAUUAAGGGAUUUUCAAAAUCCCUUCAUUGUGAAAUUAUUUUGGUCUUUUAAGGACAAAUAUCAACUGUACAUGAUCCAGGAGUUCGUUAUGGGGGGUGAAAUAUAUACACAUUUAACGAAUUCGCGAAGAUUCAAAGUUCCCGUCGCUAGAUUUUAUGCAGCGGAAGUCUUAUUGGCACUUGAAUUCUUGCACGAAAAUGGGUUCAUCUAUAGAGAUCUUAAGCCCGAAAAUGUAUUAUUAGAUAUAAAUGGGCAUGUAAAACUUAUAGAUUUCGGGUUUUCUAAAAGAAUCUAUAAUGAAAGGACUGUCACUUUUUGUGGUACACCUGAAUACUUAGCACCCGAAAUCAUAUUAAAAAAAGAAUAUGGGUAUGCAGCUGAAUGGUGGGCCUACGGAAUUUUCAUUUAUGAAAUUUUAAUUGGGAAUCCUCCGUUUCGUGGUGAUUCGUCACUCGAAACGUAUAAUUUGAUUUUAGAAGGAAGUUUGAAACUUCCUUCAAAUUUCAGUCGUGGCACGAAAACAAUUAUAAAAAAAUUGUUAAAGGUAAAUGAAACUGAAAGGUUGAAUAAUGCCCGAGACAUUAAAAAUGAAAAAUUUUUUAAUGAAAUUGAUUGGAAUAAACUAUAUAACAAAGAAAUUGAAGCUCCCAUUCGGCCUUUUGUUAAAGAUCCGGGAGAUACUAAUGCAAAUUCUAAUGAGUUUGGACAAGUAUUAGGAAAAGCCCUUAACUUUACAUUUGAAGAACAUAUCUCUUUCACAAAACAAAUGGCACGGAAAUUCUUUGAUCUAAAAACUAAAGGGCAGACCACUGUUUUCAUUUAUAAUAAUAUUAAUCAAUUGAUUGACAAUUAUCCAAAAAUCAUUGAUGCCCUUCAGGACAAUUCCAAAGAUAAUGCCGAUAAUAUAAUAUACAUUGUUAUAUUUGUCAGUAGCGAAGCUCGUCUCAGUUCUUGGUCAUGUGUAGACGAACCAGUAAUAAAAAUUGGUGACCUUAGUAGAGAAGAAUCAAUGGAAUAUUUGGUCAAAAAACGUAAGAUCAAAAAAGAA
This is a messenger RNA of Diversispora eburnea, 1302 nucleotides long. NCBI's taxonomy places the organism in Eukaryota, Fungi, Glomeromycota, Glomeromycetes, Diversisporales, Diversisporaceae. The record is from the annotation of a GenBank genome assembly.